GCCCGCGCGGCGGCCAUUUUGUCUUGUCGGCUCCUUUCUAGAGGUGGUUUUUCGGCCUGCUAGCGGGCAAGAGCGUGGCGACAUUAUCGCCGGGGUGUAAUUUUUGGUGGGUGCUAGGGCUGGUGAGAGCAGCCGCCCGAAGAAAGCACCAUGAUCUCGGCCGCGCAAUUAUUGGAUGAGUUAAUGGGCCGGGACCGAAACCUCGCCCCGGAUGAGAAGCGUAGCAACGUGCGGUGGGACCACGAGAGCGUCUGUAAAUACUAUCUUUGUGGUUUUUGUCCUGCGGAAUUGUUCACAAAUACUCGGUCUGACCUUGGUCCAUGUGAAAAAAUUCAUGACGAAAAUUUACGAAAACAGUAUGAGAAGAGUUCUCGAUUUAUGAAAGUUGGCUAUGAGCGAGAUUUUUUGCGGUACUUACAGAGCUUACUUGCAGAAGUGGAACGUAGAAUUAGACGAGGCCAUGCUCGUUUGGCAUUAUCUCAAAAUCAGCAGUCUUCUGGGGCAGCUGGCCCAACAGGCAAAAAUGAAGAAAAAAUUCAAGUUCUAACAGAUAAAAUUGAUGUACUAUUACAACAGAUUGAAGAAUUAGGAUCAGAAGGAAAAGUAGAAGAAGCACAAGGAAUGAUGAAAUUAGUUGAACAGUUAAAGGAAGAGAGAGAAUUGCUUAGAUCUACAACUUCGACAAUUGAAAGUUUUGCUGCCCAGGAAAAACAAAUGGAAGUUUGUGAAGUUUGUGGAGCCUUUUUGAUAGUAGGAGACGCCCAGUCCCGUGUUGAUGACCAUUUGAUGGGAAAACAGCACAUGGGCUAUGCCAAAAUUAAAGCUACCGUAGAAGAACUAAAAGAGAAGUUGAGAAAAAGAACAGAAGAGCCUGAUCGUGACGAGCGUUUGAAAAAGGAGAAGCAGGAACGAGAAGAGAGAGAAGAAAGAGAAAGGAAAAGACGAAGAGAAGAGGAAGAAAGAGAAAAAGAAAGGGCUCGAGACAGAGAAAGAAGAAAGAGAAGUCGGUCACGAAGUCGUCAUUCUAGCAGAACAUCUGACCGAAGAUGUAGUAGGUCUCGGGACCACAAAAGAUCAAGAAGCAGAGAAAGAAGGCGAAGCAGAAGUAGGGAUCGGCGAAGAAGCAGGAGCCAUGACAGAUCUGAAAGAAAGCAUCGAUCACGUAGCCGGGAUCGAAGAAGAUCGAAGAGCCGAGAUCGAAAGUCAUACAAGCACAGAAGCAGAAGUCGGGAGAGAGAACAAGACAGAAAAUCCAAGGAAAAAGACAAAAGGGGAUCUGAUGAUAAAAAAAGUAGUGUGAAGUCCAGUAGUCGAGAAAAGCAGAGUGAAGACACAAACACUGACUCAAAGGAAAGUGAUACUAAGAAUGAGGUCAAUGGGACCAGUGAAGACAUUAAAUCUGAAGUGCAGCGUAAGUAUGCACAGAUGAAGAUGGAACUAAGCCGUGUAAGAAGACAUACAAAUGCAUCUUCUGAAGGAAAAGACAGUGUAGUCCUGCAAAACAUUUUGAGGUACAUUGUUUUGUCUCAGCUAUUUUGUAGCAGACUCGUGCCCCCAUUAGUGUGCCUCUUUGGAAAUUACUGCCCACCAUUGUAAUAUAGUCGCCAUUGAAAGUUAAUUAUCCUUUUUUUUUUUUUUUAGGGAUUUUCCUGUCAUUUCUUUUUUUCUUUUUUUAAAUAAAAAGGUUGAACUGGUUUUUUUUUUUUUCCUUUUUGGUAUUAAGUCCAUCUUGUGUUGGUACAUUGGCAGAGACAUAUGCUUUAAAAAUUUAAUAUUUCUGAGGCACAUGUUGGACUACUUUGUUUUAAUUAAACUGCUAGUGUUUCUUUGUCAAGGAUGUUUCUAGUUUUUUGCUUUAUUGCCUUGCAUUCUAAUGCAGUUUGUUCUGUAACUCGAGAGCCAGUAGCAUUGGAUUGAUGGAAGUGUAGGGUUUAUGAAUUAUUGCAGCUGACUACCAUACCUCACACAGCGUUGGUGUUGUGAGCGGCCCAUGAAAAGCCAAAUUAAAAAUCAAGGAUUCAGUCAAACUAAGCAGGUACUCAUGCCAGGUACUCCUUUCUCUACCCACAUCCAUGUUUGAAUGCUAUUGCCUGUGAUCUUUACGAUUAACUGUUGUGUAUCUUUUUGUUCUUUACAAGAAGCACAGGGUUUUUUUGUGUAUUGCGUGAAAACUAUUAAAUCAAUGUUAACAGAAUGGAAUUCUUUUUCAACUGUAUGUAGGGAUGCAGUGGUGCCCAGAAUUAGAUAUCUUUACAGAAUUUUAAAUACAGUAAACACUUCAUAUUAUUCGCCUUGUUACAUUCAAUGCAAUUCUCAAGUCUAUAAGAGGUAUGUGUUUAAUAUUUCCUACUGCGUAGGAGAAUUUGCAGUCACCUAUAGGUGUAUGAGAAUAUAGUCCCUGAUAAACUUAAAGCCACAGUGAAUAGCAAGGAUAGAUACUUUUGAUCUGUGAAAUGUGAAGAAUUGACGAACUGUAUGUAUAGAAUGAACUUGGGUUUUAAAAGAACUACUAAGUCAAAUUUUACAAGGGUUCUUAAAACCUAUAAAUUGUUCAUUCUUUGGGCUAGUGGCAUGGGGAUGCAGUAUUUCUAAUAAGUACAAAUUCAUUACCUUGUCGAUGGCAUUCCUUUUCUAGAACGACAAUAUGUUUUAUCUGUGUGAACCAUUCACACAUAGGCAAACAUACACAGGCACAUGGCUUUAAGACCACACUGAUGCCUUGAUAAUUGAAAAAUAAUGCACACUCCAUAUACAUAUGCUAACUAGCCAUUAGUGACUGGGCCAACACAUAGUCAUAAAAAUUUGCCUUUUAUACAUUGCCUAAUUAUCAUUUUUCCCCAAAUUUUGCAUUGUAGGACUACUGUUCGAAGACUUUUGGAAGAAUACUGAAAACGACAUAAAGUGAAGAUCGGCAUUAAAAUGAGGUGAAAGAAAGAUAUAGUGGCAUAGAAAAAGUAUAAAGCUCAGUUAGUUGUGGUUUUUUAAUUAUUUUAUUUUAAAAAUUAAUUCAGGACUGAUGUGACCUACCAGAUUUCAGAACAUGUGUUAAUAGCAUAUAUGCCACUGAAACCUUAGGUCCUGUAUAUUUUUUCUUUCCUUUAAGACUUUUUAAGAAAUAUUACCUAAACAUGUGGCUCUUGCUCAGUGUUGAAAUGCAAGUUUUCCUUCUUGGACUUUGAAAAAUGGGAUUAAACAUUAGUAUUUGUGUGAAUCAGACUAAAUGGGAUUCCAUUUUUACAAUUCUAUACUUAGCCUUUGAUUUAGAAGUAAAAAUAAAGUAUCUGACUUUCUGUUACAAAUUUGAUUGUCUCUAUCAUUGACAAGAUUUAGUAUUAAUCUUUUUUAAAUAAAAAUAUUGACUCUGAA
Erinaceus europaeus (western European hedgehog) is the source of this 3366-nucleotide messenger RNA. RefSeq names its product LUC7 like 3 pre-mRNA splicing factor (gene LUC7L3). The transcript is spliced from 11 exons. Lineage: Eukaryota; Metazoa; Chordata; Mammalia; Eulipotyphla; Erinaceidae. Gene Ontology annotation, biological process: mRNA splice site recognition. Gene Ontology annotation, molecular function: mRNA binding. The record is from RefSeq and is a predicted model, not a curated record. Gene Ontology annotation, cellular component: U1 snRNP; U2-type prespliceosome. The coding region runs from base 151 to 1596 and encodes 481 amino acids.